GUUUACCUGCUGCGGCGGUGUACCUGUCGGCGGUGCACCUGUCGCCAAAGAAGCUCACCUGCGCGUUCCCCCGGAUUUACCUGUUGAUUGAAAAUGCGUCAUUAAUCUUGCCCGAACUGACCAGUCGUGCCUUUACUGAUUAUUAAUCAUGAAGAAGGGAGCGUUGAAAUAUCUGGGUCGAAAGAACCACUCUCUUUUCGACACCAAUAUCAAAAUCAAGGACAUGGACAAUGUGGAGCUGAAGCUGGAGUCAUCAGCCAUCCCAGAGUCAGGAACUGCCAGCGUGCGGGCGAGACCCACCGUCAAACAUCAUGCCUCCUCAACUGAGAGUUUUCAAGGGUUUGCCGUCCCAACACCCAAAGUCCCCCUCCUCCCCCCUGUCAACGGUCCAAAGAUCAACGGGUCACUUGGUGGAGAUCACUUGUCCAAUGGAUCUGUUAUAUCUGUUCCUGACCUUGUGGAGGGGGAAAUAUUUGUUCCUCCUCCACCCUCGAUGGCACCUCCACCCCCUCCAGGCACUUUUGUCCCUCCUCCGCCAGACUUCAUGGGUGACCUGAACACCCUAAAUUAUGCAUCGUUUCAGUCUCCUUCCAUGCCUGCUCCAAUACCAAACUCACUGGCAACAUAUGCAGAUGGGGAAGACUUAUCCUUCAUGAAACCACCACCAAUGGCUCCACCAAAGCCUCCAUCUACUUGCUCUAGCGGCUCUGUAUCAUCUGUACCCAUUUCUAGUCCAGCGUCUGCCAAAGUGCCUGAGCAUCCAACAUUUGCCCCUCCACAACUGCCUUCUGAAAGGCAACACAAGAGUCAUAAGAAACCACCUCCCAAACCAAUAAGACUGUCCUCUAUACCCAACCUUGACUCCCCACCACAGACUCCCGCCCCGCCUCCCCCUGUGCAGACACCUACAUUGUCCACUUUCAAUCCCCAAAACACAGCAAAGCUUUACAAUAUCUCUAAUACCUCAAUUCUCAGUGGGUACGAGGAGCAUGACACAAAACCAAGGCAGAGAUUACUCCUAGAAGAUUCUGCGUCCGUCAACUCUUCCCCAGUCCAGGUGGACGGUAAAACCCCUGAAGUGGCUACACUGUCUAAACCAGUUCGUAAAGAUCAACAGGAGCUGAAUGAAAACUCACAAACUACCCAACCCUCUCAAUCAUUCCUGCCUGAGCCAAACAAGGAGGCUAAAACAAGGAUAAUUUCAGCAAAGCCAGAAACAGACAAACCUCUCCAGACUUCACAUCAAAUGUCGCCACAGCUUCCAAAACUGAAUGGUACUGGGCUGAAUUCAGAGCCCAUCAAGGACAAACUUGAAGCAUCUCCAGGUCUAAGUGGCAGAUUCAGUCCGUUGAUAGAUCGGAAAUUACGCAACCUGAGGGGCAGUGAAACCAAUGGGGCACGAGAUGGACCUGCAGCUUCCCCACUGGCUCUUUUAAUGGCGGCUAAAGAAAGAGACAAGCAUAGAUCACAUCACUCUCUGUCACGGGAAAACAGCGGCAAGAAAAAUGAGCAGCCCAGUGGAAGCAUUCACCCGAGUGACUCCAGUCCCAAUUCCUUUAUUGUCACCCCAAGGUCCAGCUCCUCCUCUUCUCUGACAUCUCUAGAAAGAGUGCAGGAGAGUCUAAAGUCUCUCAGUCCCGUGGCACAUAAGAAAGCAAUUCAGACACCAGAAAAACCCAGCAGCCCUGCCCUGGUCAAGGAUCAGACACCCUCUAGCAGUUCAGCUCUUAGUAGGAUGGCUGCAUCCUCAAGUGCAACCAACCUGGUUGAGAAGAAACUAAAUGCAGCAAAAAGCCCCUCAAAUUCUCAACCCACACAGCUAGAGGAUUUAAGUAUGCCAUUACUUCCUCCGCCACCAGAGUUUGAUGAUAUUGAAGAGUUUAUGGAGCCCCCUCCUUCCGUCCCUCCACCGGACCCUCCAAUGAAAAAGGCACCAACACCAACUGUGAUCUCUCUCCCUCCAUCUCAAGUUCCACCUCCUCCUCCGUCUCAAGUCCCCCCUCCUCCUCCGAGUCAAGUACCACCCCCUCCUCCAUCUCAUGUGCCAACGCCUCCUCCAUCUCAAAUCCCAACUCCUCCUCCAAAACCCAAACCUCCAGCGGCUCCAAAACUCCCACCUCCUGACAUCGAUGCCAAACCAAAGCUGCCACCUCAGACAAAACCCAAGGCAGUCCCUGCUCAACUACCACCCAAUCUGUCACCCAGCCAGGUCACACUCCUGAGCAUCUUACAAAAGAAGAUGAUGGAAAUGGACCACAAAAUGACCCCAGUGAAGGAAGCAGAGUCCAGCUCUGAUGACUGGGGCACCCCCUUGUCUGAGGACAAUGAGGUCCCCGUUGUCCCCAAAGUCACACCGUCGAGCAAGAAUUACCCCGCAGUCAACAAAGCAGCCACCAUGAACAUGCAGGAGCUGGAGGGUAAAGUGGUCAGAAAAUAUCAGGAUACCUCCUCUUUGAAAACUCCAAGCAGCAACGGAGGGCAGUCAAAACAUAAGUAUGGUAUGACCUUUACAGUUCGACCUGGAACCAAGCAUCCUAUUACUCCGUACCGAAGAGAGGAUCCUUAAAGAGAUGUGUUCAUGAGAAAGGUGUUCAUCUGUUUAGGACAAAUUGCAUGUCAUUGGAUGAUGUGAUUUUGCAUCAGAAGGAGUUUGAACAAUGGGGAAAAAGCACUUUGAACAAAUAUGUUAAGAAUGUCUCAUGAAAAUGGUCUGAAUGUGCUAUGAAUGUAUUUCUCAGUCUUCGGAGGAUACACUAUCACUGUCAGAUAGUGUUUUCUGAUUUUGUAUUUUAGUUUUUAAGUGGAAUUUUAAUUUUUUAUUUUUAUUUUGACAGCUGCUGUUUAUUCAGUGUAGAGGUAUAUGUUGCAUUAGUUGCCUUUUUAACAAAUGUUUUUAAUUAGACUCAAUGCCACAUGGGUAAUAAUCAUCAGCAAAUUCUAUGAAUAAAACUACUCAAAAUUAUUCAUAGCUGGUGAGUGAAUAAAUCUGUAGAUGGUAACUUUUUGUCAUUUUUGCUUAAAUUGUCACUAUGUCCACACAGUGGUACAUGAGACAGAUAAUCUGUGAAAAAACUCCUAUUCCUCUGCUGUCUUGCAAAAAUAUGUCUCUGAAAACAUUUGAGAGGAAUAAUCAAUGCAGUAACAGAAUCUUGAAUAGUAUUUGAUCAGUGCUGUCAGUAGACAGACUGACUGUAGUUUACAAGCUGUGAUUGACAUGAUUGACAGCUGCGUUACAGACUCCUUGGGUCUGACUGGUUGUUUUUCCUGAGCUGUUGUAGAUUUUGGAAAUUGCCAUCAGAGGCAGUAGGAGGAGGACACAUUUUUUCCACAGACUAUCUCCCUCAUGUACUAUUGCGUGGAUUUAGCAACAGUUUUAGCAAAUAUGACAAAAUUGUGAAAAAAAAAAAAAAGAUAGAACUUACCAUCUGUAGCUUUUACACCAUUCCUGAAUAAAGUCUUUGACAGAUAAAUCUUUCAUCUUGAUUGUAAAAUACAAUAACAAUGUACAAUGCAAUUAUGGUGGUUCAUGCUGUAGUUACAUGUCCCAUACCUGAAAUGUUGACUCUGUUACAUGUAUUAUGUAGGUCCACCUUAACUAAGCUAAAAGUUAAUUCAGACAAGU
Messenger RNA from Plectropomus leopardus (leopard coralgrouper), 3622 nucleotides. RefSeq lists its product as uncharacterized. Lineage: Eukaryota; Metazoa; Chordata; Actinopteri; Perciformes; Serranidae. The record is from RefSeq and is a predicted model, not a curated record.